AUGUUCAAGCAACAAUGCUCAGCUAUUGAAGUCGACCUUCAUGAGAGCUGUAAAUUUAUCGAGACCAAUUUUAACAAAGAUUUAAUGGAUGAUAUUAUUGCUAAAAAGAAAUUGCAACUUGAUCAAAGAUUACAUAAUGUGCAAGGACAAUUUAGACUUCAAAACAUUCGCAACGCUCCUAAACCGAAAACAAUUUGCAUGUAUUUUGGCGACAAUUAUUUUUUAUCCGGAUACUUUGAAUAUUAUUACAAAACCAACAAUAUUGCCAAAUACGUGACUGAUGAUCAUGGCGAUUUUAUGCACCAAAAUUGCAUUGCUAUUACCAACGAUAAUAUACUGUUAAAUAAUCAGGAUAUCAUAAGCGCAGAUAAUAAUAUCAAUAUAAUAAAUAUUCUGGGGACUGACCUAACAGAUAACACCGACAUACCUGGCCUGAAAUUAGAGAUAUCUGAAAAUGGCCCUGCAAAAAUAUGUAUUAAUAUCAAGGACGAAAUGUAUAAAUUAAAUGUCGAAACAUUAAUUGCGCUACAAAUAGCCCAUAUUAAGUUAGUCGCUGAAAAACAGCUUGGCAAUAAUUUACGAAAAGCUUUAUUUACGGUACCUUCGGAUUUUACCAUGCGUAAGAUUAACGCGGUAAAAUGUGCUGGGAAAUUGGUUGAAUUUGACCAGGUUAGUGUAAUAAAUGAUAUUACCGCCAUUGCUAUUGCGUACGCAAUUGAUGUAAAAUUGGGUACUGAAAAAUAA
Molecule: messenger RNA, 744 nt
Organism: Oppiella nova
Lineage: Eukaryota; Metazoa; Arthropoda; Arachnida; Sarcoptiformes; Oppiidae
Source: the annotation of a GenBank genome assembly